AUGGUGAACCUGGAACUAGUGGAGGAGAUAGAGCGCAGUAUGUACGUAGAUGAUUUAAUCAGUGGUGGGGAGACAACAAAAACAAACAUUAGAAAUCAAGAUGCAGAGGUACAACGAUGGUGGGGAGACAACAAAACAAACACUAGAAAUCAAGCCGACAAAAAGGGGCAUCCUGGGAAAAGUCGCAAAAAUCUACGAUCCACUCGGUCUGGCUUCACCCGUGAACCUCUCUGGAAAACACUCUACAGAGAUGCCUGCGACACGAAGAUCGCGUGGGAUAGCCCCCUACCAAGUGACUUACAAGCCAAAUGGAAGAAAUGGGAGCAAGGACUUCCCGAGCACGUGAACGCGCCAAGAAAUGUCGUGAAGCAUGUAGGGAAGAUUUUAUCAAUCGACUUACACACAUUCGGGGACGUAAGUGGGAAAGGAGUUGCAGCCACGGUUUAUGCAGUGGUGGAGCAACCAUCUGGCACGAAUCAAGGCCUUGUGACGGCAAAGUCGCGUCUCGCGAAUAAAGGACUCUUGAUUCCCCGAUUAGAACUAGUGGCUGGACAUAUGGCUGCAAAUCUAAUAAAAAAUGUGAAAGAAGUCCUGAAGGGUUUUCCCGUAAGAAGUGUCUAUGGUUGGCUGGAUAGCACAGUAGCACUGCACUGGAUCCUUGGAAAUGGCGAAUACAAACGGUUCGUGGGAAAUCGAGUGAGGAAGAUCCAGGAAAAAGAAAUCAUCUGGAGGCAUGUACUAACAGAGGAGAAUCCAGUGGACGUGGGGAGUAGGGGAGGAGAUAUUAGUAGAUUGACAGCUCUUUGGUGGCAGGGACCAAGCUGGUUAGCAAAACCACACGACUGGCCACCAGACCUUGUAACGACAUCUACCCAAGAAUCAAAGGCGGAAGAAGUGAAACAAACGCGCGAGUUGUUUGCUCUAGCAGUAGAGAAAACAGAGAACAACGGCGCUUUCGAUGAGCUGCUGAAGAAGCACGAGCUAUUGCGUGUGUUGUGAGUGGGUACCUGGAUCUGGAGAUUCCUCCACAACAUAAAAAGCGUUCGUAAACAGAGAAUCGUUGGUCCCCUUACAACUGAAGAAAUACAGAAACAGACAACGUGCAACGUUCUGGAUCAAGCAAUCUCAACAACAAGAAAAUUCGAGCGAGAAAAGACCGUUUACAGUUGAAUGUGCAAGGAAACCAAGAGGGAAUAUUAGAGUGUAGGGGAAGAAUUCGAGGCCAUUACCCCAUCUUUCUGCCAGACUCCUCGCCCUUCACUCGCAAGUUAGUUCACCGAUCACUUGUCGACACACUGCACGGAGGAGUGGCCCUUACCAUGACCAAAGUGCGAGAGCUAUACUGGCUACCGCCGUUUAGGGGCACUCGUAAAACAAGUUUUCAAGGCGUGUUCAAGCUGCAAGCGGUUUCAGGCUAUGGCACUGGCAACACCGCCUCCUGGACUCCUACCCACUGACCGCACAGAGAGGAGCACCCCAUUCGAGGUUAUCGGAGCAGGACCCAUCAAGUACCGUAUCAGAGCCAAAACAGAAGGAAAGGCCUAUCUUGCAUUGUACGCAUGCAGUCUUACACGAGGAUUAUUCCAGGAAGUACUACCAAACCUAGCGACCAGUGAAUUCUUUAUAAGUUUCAAACGGCUCAUCGCGCGCCGUGGCCAUCCGGAGAAGAUAUAUUCCGACAAUGGCAAAACU
Pocillopora damicornis (cauliflower coral) is the source of this 1692-nucleotide messenger RNA. RefSeq lists its product as uncharacterized. Gene Ontology annotation, biological process: DNA integration. The record is from RefSeq and is a predicted model, not a curated record. NCBI's taxonomy places the organism in Eukaryota, Metazoa, Cnidaria, Anthozoa, Scleractinia, Pocilloporidae. Gene Ontology annotation, molecular function: zinc ion binding; nucleic acid binding.